Dunckerocampus dactyliophorus (ringed pipefish) is the source of this 6973-nucleotide messenger RNA. Its product is annotated as NHS-like protein 1. Gene Ontology annotation, biological process: cell differentiation. The record is from RefSeq and is a predicted model, not a curated record. NCBI's taxonomy places the organism in Eukaryota, Metazoa, Chordata, Actinopteri, Syngnathiformes, Syngnathidae. The transcript has 10 exons. Bases 379 to 5490 code for a protein of 1703 amino acids.
UUGGGAGGCAUUCGGACAGUCGUUUUCAACGCAGGCAGAUGGUUUUGAUCUUGAUGUUUUAGUUGGCGUUAUCAAAAAUGUCAGCACUGAUUGUGAGAAUAGAUGGAUUUUUGUGUGAAGGAACCAUUUCUGUGUAAAGCAAAUAUUUGAAUUUGGUGGAAGGCUUCCUUUUGGAAUAUCGUGCAGCUUUGGGUUUUUACUCUACAAACUUUACAUUUGUCUUGUAACUUUUUACCAUUAUUCUGAAAAAGUAGGACCAAGAAAGGCUGGACAUUCUGUUGGCUUUUAUCGUGAAACAACUAGUAGUAUUACUUUACAUUGUAAUACUGUCCAGUAUUGGAACCAUUUGCCAAACAGCCAAUUGGUAUUCAUGACAGAAUGAUUUCCUAUGUGGAGUGUUUGGGUGGAGAGGGGGUGGGGCCUGGGGUGGCAUCUCGCUGCUGGAAUUUGGUGCCCGAUGAGGAACAAGAUGAGCUCCUUCCACGCAAGAUGGCCGCCCUCCAGCCCAAGACAGAGGGGAGUCUCCGGCGACGGCUGCUGAGCGCUAAAAUCCAUCAGCACCAUGAAGCAAUUUGGAGGAGUAAUGCAGGUAGCACUGGCUGGCCACCCUCAGGUGACAAAAGCCUCCCCUCACCUCAUCCUCAAUAUCCCAGCCCUUGGUUCUAUGCCCAGCAGUGCUCCCCACGACCCCAAAUCCACACAGAGACUGAUGGGAAACUGUUCUUAACCUCAGAAGUUCAUGGAAAACAAGCUCUGCAAUCCCAUCAGGUGCCUCGCCCUGCCCUCACCCAGUGGCGAAGGACAAGCUCCUGCCCUCCCACCCCAGAGCCUCGCCCUGGCUACACUCGUCCAGGCCCCUCACCUGAACUAACGUCGCCUUUCAGGAAGUCAGAGGUGCCGCCGCAGUACCACUACCGUCCUAGCAAGAGGCACAAGAACAAGUUUUUCUGCUUUAAAAAGCAGCUGCAUUGCUCCGGGCAGGAAGCCACGCCCCUUUUACACAGAGCACGGGAUGGGGACAAGUGGUCUGUUCACUACACUACCCAGAAUCCCCAGCAAGGUCUGCUCUUCAUCGCUGGAAAAAGGCAAUCUGGUCGCGCAGAGGACUUGCAAGUACAUUGCGGACUGACGCAGCAUGGAGGCAGCAGACCGACCACCUCACUGCUCUGCACCCCAAGCCCUGACUCGUGCUCAUCCUCUGGAAACCACCAAUCAGACAGCAGCGUGCACAGACACUGGCGGGACAAAAGCAGGAAGCUGAGAGCCACAUUCUGGGACUUUCUCUCUCAGUCGUGCUUUUCUGUUUGUUUCAACUUGUCUGUUUGGAGAAGAAAGUCCUCAGUGUCCUCGGAUGAAGAGGAAACCAUUAUUGUCAACAACACGCGACCUUUGACCCCACUCAUCCUCAACCCUGUUGAUCUCGCCACCUGUUGGGAUGCCUUCACUUGUGAACUGGAACCUGGAAUGAAGACGGAGGCGACCGCCCGACUCCCAACCCCAGAGGAGAGGAUGAGGCAGCAGGCAGAGGCCAUCACUGCCGAAAUAGUUCCGAUCAACAUAACAGGUGAGAAUUUUGAUCGCCAGGCCAGCUUCCGAAAAGUCGCUUCCAACACUGAUUCCUUAGUCCGCCGCUCUCGGAACUCAAGCUGCCGCAAGACAGUAACCAGCACCCCUCUCGAUGUCAUCCAAAAACAAGACUUGCCUGUUGGUCAGUUCUCCACAGACGCUCCACUUGGCUCCUCCCUCUGCCAACAGGAAGAAGAGGAGAUAGUCAGGAAGAAGAGAGAGUCACUGGCGAGGAAGAUCCGAGCUCCAAAAGGGCAGGGGAUAUCCAGUCUCAUGGCGUCCCUUACCUUGCCACAUCCCCACUCCUAUCAUGACCUCACCCCCUCCUCUGAGGUCCAUAGUCUCCCCUGCAUGGCCACCAGCUCCUCCCUGGACUCAGAAGCCAGCUACAACAGCGUCUCCUACAGACCACUGAGCGCCUCCUCUUCCUGUUCCCAGGGUUUGCCUACAGACCUUCAGCCCUUGCUACCCUUUGGUCCCACCACAAGGGUCAUACCUCAGUCUCUUUCCUCCCCUGCCUCUCCAUCACAUCUCAGCACCCUUGGCAGUCCCCAGAAAUAUGAGAGGUCUUCCCCCAGUGAUCAGGAUGGCCAGUUUCAAGAUGCAGCCCACCACCGCUCCCCUUCCUCCUCCAUUUCAGAUGCAGUGUUUCAGGAUGGCAAAAUGGCCCUGUCUCUCUGCAGCAGCCACUGUUCCUACCAUGGGGAACCGAGCAUACCAGCUGGUGGCAAAUGGAGCACCAUCAACCAGGAGACAAGGCCAGUUUCCCAGGUCUUCUCUGGUUGCUCCUCCGCCUGUAACAUUGAUGCCAACUCCGUGUGCUCUGAGGACGUGACCUCAUCUUCCUUUCAGACUCGAAGCAGAUCAUCCAGUACUUCCUCCUGUCGCAGUGUCUCCCUUCGCAAGUCCAAGCGUCCACCUCCCCCACCUUUGCGAUGCGACUCCCUCAGGCGCCGAACUGGCCGCAGCAAGUCAUCCUGUUCAUCAUCCGGCCCCCGUCUGGAGCACAGCUCCCCCUCAUCGCCACUGACCUUCCAUGACCCCUGGGUGCCGCGGAAUCGCACCAAACGCCGUCAGAGUGGGCUUCACAGUGGCACGGUCACGACCUUUGAACCAUUAAGUGUAGACCACCAGGCAGCUUCAUCAAGCCCCGACCCCGCCCCCAGCUUCAUCACCCCUAGUUCUCCUGUCUCUAAAAAGGAGGAGCUAAGCUUUUGUGUCAUCGCCAGUCCAGCUGCUGCUUCCAUGGCAAGCGUUCAGCAUCUCACUUCCCCCUCUAGUGGUUACUCCAGCCAGUCCAACACCCCCCUGUCAGGCACUCCCAUUUCCUCCCCCGUCACAGCAAGCCCUGGAGCCUUCUCUCUUCCUCAAGCCUUCCCCUUCUCCCCCCAUGCACCCACCCUCCCCCUGUCUCCCAAGAGGUCAAAACCCCACCCACCAGAGAGGAAGUCAUCUCUCUCCCUUUCCUCCUUUUCCUCCACCUCCUCCCUGUCAUCCUGUACCUCCUCCGAUUCCUCUGCCAAGUACAUUCACGCCCCUGCUCGCUUUCUUCCCACUCCGCCUCCUCUACCACCUUUAGCUCUUCCUCCUCCUCCUCCUCCUCCUCCUCUUCCUCUACAAACUUCUUCUCUUCCUCCUUGUCCCCCUCCUCUACCAUCUUCACCACAUCCUGCUCCUCCUUCUUUCCCAUCUUUAUCCCAUUCUCUUCUUCACCCACUUUCAUCUCAUUCUCAUUCCACUCUCUUUCCUUCAUCCCGUUCCCCUUCCCUCUCAGCUUCAUCACUUCCUCAACCUCCCCUAAUUACUCUACCUACACUUCUUCCACCUCCUCCCCCUCUCCCUCUUCACUUGGCCUCCCGACCCCCUCCUCCUCCCUACUCCCAUGCAGUCAAGCAGUCCUCCCAUCAUGCUGUGCUAGCAAAGACCCACUCUCCUCCUCUUCCUCCUCCUAUCCCACACCCACUUAAUGGGUGGUCCCCUCCAGCAGGCCUUGGUACAGCCCCAAACUGCUUUGUGAAAGGGUUAAAUUUACCCCUGUGCCCACCCAUCACAUCACAGGAUUUGCAGAGCGUCAAGCUUCGCUCCAUUACAAACCAGGAAGUUCCACACCAAGCCAGUACAACCCUUGCUGACACCCAACUUAUCUUCUUGCCAAGCAGCCAUGCUAAUGCAGAUAACAGCAGUCAUAGUAAACGGCUUGAUGUAAAAUCAGAGGCAGCUGUUUGUAGCCCAGCCUGCACAGAUUCAAAGCAGCAGCAACCUGGAAUAUUGCUAUAUCCUGAAGUAGUGUCCAUGGAUGAGUCUGUUGAUACUCAUCUCCACACUGCAAGCCAAGUUGAUCAGAUGAUAACAAAACAUAAAAAGCAUCAGGAGGGAGAUGCCAAAACAGCCUGUGAUGUAACACAGCAUCCACGUGAGGCCGUGAGCUUGAAGAAGAAGCCUGUUCUUCCAAAGAAGCCGGAUCUUAGUAUUCUUAAGGUAACGGCGUCCCCAGAGUCCAAAGUGAGGCUGAUAUCUGAUUUUGUGACAGGGAACCUCACCGCAUGCACCACUGUGGACAAAAUGACAGAUAGACCUGAUGUUAUUACGCUGUCACCCUUUGGUUCUCCUCUUAUUCAACACAGGAAGCCAGAUCUCGCAUCCCCCAAAAAGGCACAAACACAUGAAUCAUGUAAAUGCUCUUUGCAGACUGUUGGUCCCAUGGGGACCAUUAAUACCACAGAAUGUGCCACUGGACCCACUGAUAACAUGUUCCACAGUGACACCUGGCCAAGCUAUGAGAGCUGCCAGGCCUCACCAUCCUCCACAACCAUUGACGCUCUGCACUCCACUGAUGGCACCAUAGAGCCAUGGUUCACUUUUGAGACGUUAAACAUUUGUAGCACUGUAGCAGCCCAAACCAGUGCAGGGACACCAUGUCGGCGAGAAGUGGACAUACAAUGUCAUGGAAAGUUGAUGAGGUUCUCACCAUUAGAUAAUGAAGAAGAUGAGGAACAGAGACAAACACAACAAAAUGCCCCAAAAAGUGACAAAUCAAGAAGGAAGAGGAAGACUGCAAGUAGAUGCCUGUUAAUGACAUCAGUUAGGAUUUCCUCCUCCUCUUCUUCCUGUUCAUCAUCGUCUUCAUCCUCAGACGAAGAGGUGGAAUCACAGACGCUAACCAGGGAGAGGAAGUCCUGUACACUGACUGCACAGAGAACCUGCACCCUUAGCAGUGUGCUGCCCAGUGACAACCUGCAGGGGGCACUAUCACUGCGUGACCUCCUUAUAGAAGAGCCACAGGACAAAGGCGAGAGUGCAGCCAAGAUGAUGGAUGCCAGCAGACGUUCUGAUGCCAAGUCAGCAAGUCACUUGACUCCAAGUGGACCACGAACAACUGAGGACCUCUUCACUGUCAUCCACAGGUCAAAACAGAAAGUGUUUGGAAGAAGAAGCUGUCUGAUGACCUCAGCCGACCACCGACCUCGACCAACACCGCAAGCGUUGAACUUUGCAACCAUUAAAAGUCAGAGAUCAUCAAGAAGCGAGAGCUUCAAGGCACUACUGCUGAGGAAAGGGAGUCACAUGCACUCAUCCUCCCGAAUAUCAGCUGUGGAGCGUCUUCGUGUAGUCACUGUUCCCACUGUUCAAACUGCACACUUGUUGGAAACCUUGUGUAUGGCCAAUGCUCACCAGACUCAUGAUGUACCGCUGUCACCAGCAUGCUCAAAUGUGCCCGUUUCCUUAGCGAUGAGGCCAAAAGUGUCACACAUGCCACUUUUCCCCUCACCUGUCUUCCUCUCUUCUUCCUCUGCCAUGCCACCUCCCUGCUCAGCCAAUCGGCGUUUGUCUGCUCACUGCCGCCAUUUUUCUACUCCCAUGACUCCCAUCUUUGAGAGGGAAGGAGAGGAAGAUGGUGGUCUCCUGAUGGCGAAUCACGUAUGACGCUGUAGGAAACACAAACAUUAAUGUGGUCUCGUCUGCAGGCCGCUAAACCUCACAAUCAUGUGAUUCGACUGAUCAUAUUUAGAUUUCUUCUGUCUUUGUAAUGUCCACUUGGACAAGAGAGCAGUGUCUGAGCAUCAUCAUUAGUGGUCAUGGUUGAAGUGAUGCUGCUAUAGUGUAAUGUAAUGUAAUAUACUGCAGACUCUGAUGUGUAAACAACUCUGCUUUGUGUUUAUUAUGUUGCUUUUCCUUAGUAGCCAGUAGCACAAAUUAAAUCAGGGUGGAACCUGUAUCUUAGUAGCAAUAAAUAUGCAUUUACUCAAGUAUUAAAUGGCAAUAUAUAUGAUAUAUGGUGGUGAAGAAGGCAAUGCAAAACCAAAAAAAAGGUAGAGGUGUUUCUCCCUAUACAUUUUACAUGAUAAAAAUGUCACGGCACAUUACCAAACAACAAUGUUGUAUGAAUGGCAACAAGUGCAUACACAGAUUAAUUAUGUAUCUUCUGCAAUCCAAAAAAGCAUUUAAUUGUUCUACCUGUCACUAUAAAGUGGUUGGGAAUCACUGCUAUACACGACCAAGCACACUAGCAGGCCCUGCACAUAGAAGCAUGAAAAAUGGAGUGACCAAACAAUUUUGGGAAUUUGACUGUAUUAAGUGCAUGUAAACAUUCUGACUGACAUCAUCAGUUGUUAACUAGCCACAGGGCCUGCAAGCCAAAUCCUGCUUAGGGCCCCCAGAUGUCCACAACCAUUGCUGGUUAAAGCAGUGAUCCCCAACCCCCGGGCCCGGUGCCAGGCCGCAGGUCAUUUGGUACCGGGCCUCACAAAAAGAAAAAAAUUAUUUCCAUGAUGUUUUAUUUUGAAAAGUGUCCGGAUUCUCUCUGUUACAUCCGUCUCACUUGACGCAUGUCCAUUGUGCGUGUGCUAACUUUUGCUCUACUGCUGCUGUAUUUUUAGCAUUUUUCUUUCACCUCAUAUUUGGUCUCAAAUGCUGAUACUAUGUGGGAAUGCAUAAAGGUAAGUUUUGAUGACUUAUUGAGUGCUAAUGUGCACAUUUGUCUCAAGUUAAUUCAUGCUAGCACACUGCCUUUUACCACACCUGUCAAACAGCGAUGUAAUAAUCUCUCUGGUGGAUGGUGGGUCGGCAUUAAUUUUGUGCUUUUAAUGUGAUGUUGUUCAUGUCUUAGUUUUACACUACAUAGUAAGAUAAAUUAGAUCGCUAUAAUGUACGACACAAACUGAAUGUACAUUGUUUUGCAUCUGGUCUUAAAUUAUUCUGUACCGUUGAACCUAUUUUUGCUUUUAGUUUGUUUCUCUGCAUUUUUUGUUGAAUUAACAAACAUUUGAGGCAUCUUUGGUAAUAAAUAUUACAAAGUCUAGAGAGUGUAGUACAACUUAUCAGUGACUUACAUUUAUCCCAUAAAACAUUUAAUUAAAUUGUUAUUUUGCCAUGAUAUUUCAGUGUUUCCCCUUGAUUUACAGCUAUG